AUGUCCAAGUACGAGUCCGAACCGAAGCCAGUGUUUGAAGGUGUCUCCAUCCAAGAUCUCGGAUCUGGACAUAAAUCGUCCCCGGGAAGCAGUGGCGAGUCCAAUGAUGACGACUUCGUCGUGGACGACAGUGUGCCUGCGCAGUAUCAUGGCACUAAAGAGGACAAACACGACAUGAGGGUGUUGGGCAAGAAGCAAGUCCUGCGCCGCCACUUCCAUUUCACCUCUAUGAUUGGGUUCUCCAGCACCGUUUUGGUCGCUUGGGAAGAGACUCCUGUCCUCGCGAUAUAUGCUUUAGACAAUGGCGGCACCGCGAUUAUCUUUUGGGGUAUAAUCGCUGCCAUUAUUGGGUGUAGUGCUAUAUACAUGUCGCUGGCUGAGAUGGCUUCUAUGUUUCCGACUGCCGGGGGACAGUAUCACUGGGUCUCCGAGCUCGCUCCACGUCGCUACCAGAAGGGUUUGUCGUACACUGUUGGGUGGUUGACAGCAAUGGGUUGGCAAGUGUGUCUCGCAAGCAUCUGCUUCCAAGCCGGCAUUGUAACACAAGGCCUCAUCCAACUCAACAAUCCCGACUAUGUCUUCCAUAACUGGCACGGGACACUACUGUCUAUGGCGUAUAUGGUCUUUGCCAGCGUCUUCAACACCGUCCUAGCCACGAAGCUUCCGUUGACAGAAGGUCUCAUGUUGAUUUUGCAUGUUGCUGGGCUAUUCGCCAUUAUCAUUCCGCUUUGGGUGAUGGCUCCCCGUGGUAAUGCCCACCAAGUCUUACUGGAGUUCAGUACGACUGGUGGCUGGUCGAAUCUUGGUCUGGCCUGCCUCAUUGGAUUGAACAAUCCAAUCAGUCUGCUCAUCGGGUACGACUGCACCGUCCACAUGUCCGAAGAAGUCAAGGACGCCGCCACAGUUGUACCGAGAGCAUUACUUUGGACCAUCGUCCCCAACGCUAUCAUGUGCCUUGUUAUGGGAACCACCUUCAUCUUCUGCCUUGGAGACAUCGACGACGUCUUAGCGAGUCCAACCGGCCAGCCUUUUAUUCAGGUCUUCAAAAAUGCCACGCAGAGUAAUGCAGGAACCACAAUCAUGACUUCGAUCAUCGUCAUCAUGCUCGUCUCCGCCACAAUUAGCGAAGUAGCAACAGCAUCGCGUCAGCUAUGGGCAUUCGCACGAGAUCGUGGAUUCCCAGCUUCCACCUGGCUCUCCCGCACGACUCCAGGCCUCAACAUCCCACUUAACGGCGUCCUUGUAACAGUCACCAUCAGCUGUCUCCUCUUCCUUAUCAACAUCGGGUCCGACGUAGCACUUAACGCCAUCGACUCCCUAGGCAUCGUCUCCCUCCUCUUCUCUUACUUGGUAACAAUCGGCUGUAUGGUAUGGCGUCGCCUCUGGGGACCUCCUUUGCCAUUAGCUCCAUGGUCGCUUGGCAAAUGGGGCCUGGCGGUCAAUGUGUUCUCGCUAUGCUUUCUGGUGGUGCCUUCGUUUUUCGCUUUCUGGCCUGUGGACGUGAAUCCGACACCCGAGGAAUUCAACUGGUCGCCUGUUAUGUUUGUGGGGAUUCUGUCGAUUACUGCUGUCUAUUACUUCGUCAAGGGUCGACAUGAGUACGAAGGACCAGUCGUGCUCGUGAAGAGACACUUGCAGUAG
This is a messenger RNA of Zasmidium cellare ATCC 36951, 1641 nucleotides long. RefSeq lists its product as uncharacterized. Gene Ontology annotation, molecular function: transmembrane transporter activity. The transcript is spliced from 9 exons. Gene Ontology annotation, biological process: transmembrane transport. The record is from RefSeq and is a predicted model, not a curated record. NCBI's taxonomy places the organism in Eukaryota, Fungi, Ascomycota, Dothideomycetes, Mycosphaerellales, Mycosphaerellaceae. The coding region runs from base 1 to 1641 and encodes 546 amino acids. Gene Ontology annotation, cellular component: membrane.